AUGCUUUUGGUUCCAGCAGGGAUGAAGUCGAUGGCAAAUUGGCUUAAUUUGAACGACGAUAACGGUUACUUUUUGGCCAGCAAAAACAAAUUAAUAAUAUCUGUUGCUAAAUCCGAAUAUACCUUGCCAGACGAAACUCGGGAAGCAUUAGAAAAAAUUCUCAAAAUUGCGGUUGAAAAACAGAAUAUUUCUGGUCUGGUUAGUCUUUCCUUAAUUAGCAAAAAAGAAAGCCGGCAGUUAAAUUUGCGUUAUCGGAAGAUAAACAAAUCUACUGAUGUUUUGGCUUUUCCUUUUUAUUAUAACUACCAGAAAGAAAUUGGCUCUUGCUCCGUUGGGGAAUUACGGGAUUUAGGAGAUAUAUUUAUCUGCUAUCCCGUAGCCCAGAAGCAAGCCCAAGAAAAUCAACCCUCUUUAUCACAAGAGAUUUGUUUCUUGUUUCUUCACGGCUUACUUCAUUUGCUAGGUUACGACCACGAAAAGGAUAAAGACCGAAAAAUAAUGUUUGACUUACAAGACCAAAUAUUAGAGAAAAUAAGUCAAGGGGAAAAAACAGAUAUAUUACAAA
Messenger RNA from Racocetra persica, 565 nucleotides. The record is from the annotation of a GenBank genome assembly. Lineage: Eukaryota; Fungi; Glomeromycota; Glomeromycetes; Diversisporales; Gigasporaceae.